Molecule: messenger RNA, 1317 nt
Organism: Fraxinus pennsylvanica
Lineage: Eukaryota; Viridiplantae; Streptophyta; Magnoliopsida; Lamiales; Oleaceae
Source: the annotation of a GenBank genome assembly
AUGGAACAAGUCAAUAAUUCUCAGUUUCAGCUUCUAAACCAUUUGCAAAGGACCAAGAGAUCUUUCUAUGCUUUUGUUUCUCUUCUUUUGCUUUGCCUUUUAGCUUAUAACAGUGCCACCAUAUUCUAUACUAAAGCCCCCUUUCCGGCCAAGAAUUCGCCGGAGCAGGCCAGCUUUUCGCCGGAAACUGCCCCCGGAAAAUCAAUAAAGUCCUUCUCUGUGCCUUCUUCCACAAAGCUCUCAUCUUCUGCACCACAUGCUGUAAAAGUAGAGCGCCCCGUUGGGAAAUUGAAAACACAUUUUCCCCUUUUGUUUAAAAAUACGAAUUUGGUCGCUUUUCUGAACACAAGUGUGGUGUAUCAUCCAAAAAGGAGAAAAAAACACAGUCGUGGGUUCAAAGUGAAGCCUUUUUCAGUCAGAGUGAAGGAGUUCUUCAAUGCUAAUCCACUGAAUUUUUCUUGUAAGUUUCGAUUUUUCAUGACCUGGAUUUCUUCGUUAGAGUCUUUUGGGGAUAGAGAAUUGUUUACCAUAGAGAGUUUAUUCAAAACACAUCCAAAUGGUUGCUUAAUUAUAGUAUCCAGUUCAAUGGAUUCAAGAACUGGGAUGCAGAUUUUGAAGCCCUUUUUGGGUAAGGGAUUCAAAGUGACUGCAAUUUCUCCUGAUUUCAAUUAUUUGUUCAAUAACACUGCUGCACAGUCUUGGUAUAACCAGUUAGUGCAAGGAAAUGUGAAUCCUGGAGAGAUUUCUUUAGGUCAGAACCUCUCAAAUUUACUUAGGCUUGGGUUAUUGUACAGAUUUGGUGGGAUUUAUUUAGACACUGAUAUUCUAGUAUUGAAGAGUUUUAAGAAGCUAAGAAAUACAAUUGGGGCUCAGACUAUUAAUCCUGAAACAAGAAAUUGGAGCAGAUUGAAUAAUGCUGUCAUGAUCUUUGAUCAGGGCCAUCCACUUCUUUACAAAUUUAUUGAAGAAUUUGCACUCACAUUUGAUGGGAAUAAAUGGGGACACAAUGGACCUUACUUGGUUUCAAGGGUUGUUUCAAGAAUCACUGGGAGGCCUGGUUACAAUUUUACAGUACUGCCACCUAUGGCUUUUUAUCCCGUUUAUUGGAGUAGGAUCGGCAGCCUUUUCCAGAGGCCGAGGAAUGAGACUCACUCUAAAUGGUUGAUUGCAAAGCUCAUGCAAAUUCAGAGCCAAAGUUUCACAGUGCAUCUCUGGAAUAAGCAGAGCAGAGGGUUUAAGGUUGAAGAAGGAAGCAUUAUUGAACAAAUAAUGCUUGAUUCUUGUGUUUUCUGCAAUUCCUCUUCAUUCACCUCGUAA